AUGGGCUCUUUACUGCUUCCUCAAACUCCAUUUGCAUCAUUUCGUUCCACCACUAACACUACUAAGAGUAGCAGCUACUCUCAUCCUACAUCUUUACCCUUUAAUCCAAUUAAGCCUCUGAGCAGAAGAAAGUUUCUCGCACCGCUGAGUGUUGCUGCUCCUCCGAAUCCUGCAACCAGUUCUUUUCAAGGAGCUGAAGAAGAUGAAGAAAUUACGAUUGGAACCCAGGAUGCAGAAGAGGGUUCAUCAUCAAAAUUCAUAUGGAGAGACCACUGGUAUCCUGUCUCGCUCAUUGAGGACCUGGACCCAAGUUUGCCAACUCCAUUUCAGCUCCUCAAUCGGGACCUUGUCCUUUGGUUUGAUCAAUCUAGCUCCCAAUGGGUUGCUUUUGAUGAUAAAUGCCCCCACCGUCUUGCCCCUUUAUCUGAAGGGAGGUUAGAUGAGAAUGGGCACUUGCAGUGUUCCUAUCAUGGAUGGUCAUUUGAUGGUUGUGGAUCAUGUACAAGGAUUCCUCAGGCUGCAUCGGAGGGACCUGAGGCGAAGGCCAAGAAGUCUCCAAGAGCUUGUGCUACUAGGUUUCCAACUAUGGUGUCUCAAGGGCUUCUCUUCGUUUGGCCUGAUGAGAAUGGGUGGGAAAGAGCUCGUGCCACCAGCCCACCCAUGUUACCUGAUGAUUUUGAUAAGCCAGAGUUCGCAACAGUAAAUAUUCAGCGGGAUCUGUUCUAUGGGUAUGAUACUCUCAUGGAGAAUGUCUCUGAUCCUUCUCACAUUGAUUUUGCACAUCACAAGGUCACUGGGAGGAGGGACAGAGCCAAACCAUUGCCAUUCAAGAUGGAAUCUUCUGGAACUUGGGGCUUUGCUGGUGCAAAUGAUGAUAACCCUAAAAUUAGCGCAAAAUUUGUUGCACCUUGUUAUUAUAUGAAUAAAAUUGAAAUUGACACAAAGCUUCCUAUUGUGGGUGAUCAAAAAUGGGUAAUCUGGAUUUGUUCCUUCAAUGUACCAAUGGCGCCCGGGAAGACCCGUUCAAUAGUUUGUAGUGCGAGGAAUUUUUUCCAGUUUUCAGUGCCAGGACCUGCCUGGUGGCAGGUGGUUCCCAGAUGGUUAGAACAUUGGACAUCAAAUAAGGUGUACGAUGGAGACAUGAUAGUGCUUCAGGGUCAAGAAAAGAUUUUUCUUUCAAAGUCCAAGGAAGGCUCCGCAGAUAUCAACAAGGACUACACCAAAUUAACAUUUACACCAACACAGGCUGAUCGGUUUGUCUUGGCAUUUCGGAAUUGGUUGAGACGGCAUGGAAACAGCCAGCCUGAGUGGUUUGGCACGAUUGAUCAGCAACCUUUGCCCUCCACUGUCUUAUCAAAACGCGAGAUGUUGGAUAGAUUUGAGCAGCACACGCUGAAGUGUUCAUCUUGUAAAGCAGCUCACAAGAACUUUGAGACACUGCAGAAGUUUUUGAUAGGCCUUACUGUUUUCUGCGCUUCCACAGCUGGGAUCCCUUCAGAUGUGAAACUGCGCGUUCUUCUUGCCGGAUGUGCGAUUUUAAGUGCAGGGCUGGCGUAUUUUGUCCAUGAGCUUCAGAAAAAUUUCGUCUUUGUUGAUUAUGUACAUGCUGAGAUUGAGUAA
Oldenlandia corymbosa var. corymbosa is the source of this 1620-nucleotide messenger RNA. The record is from the annotation of a GenBank genome assembly. Lineage: Eukaryota; Viridiplantae; Streptophyta; Magnoliopsida; Gentianales; Rubiaceae.